This is a messenger RNA of Felis catus (domestic cat), 929 nucleotides long. It is a transcript of the gene SAP18, whose product is annotated as Sin3A associated protein 18. Gene Ontology annotation, biological process: negative regulation of DNA-templated transcription. Lineage: Eukaryota; Metazoa; Chordata; Mammalia; Carnivora; Felidae. The record is from RefSeq and is a predicted model, not a curated record. Gene Ontology annotation, cellular component: nucleus. The transcript has 5 exons. Gene Ontology annotation, molecular function: transcription corepressor activity; transcription factor binding. Bases 257 to 859 code for a protein of 200 amino acids.
CUGUAACCGCCCCCCUGCUUGCCGCCUUUCGGGAGCCUGGGAUUAUGGCUGAUCCCCGCUCCUGAAAGGCGGCGACUUUCCCUGGGCGAAACCAGGGGUGCCCACUAGUUACCGUCUUCUCUCUUGGCCGCCAUCUGGAAAUGUCUUCCGACAAGCCUACCCGUUUACUUUUCCUCUUUUCCCGGCUGAGACCUUAGGAUUUUGAAAGAAACCGAUUUAAGUAUAUAUUCUCAGGAACCUGAAUUGGUUGCCAAGAAUGCUGAGUCACACCCCCGAUGAGGAGGAUUUUCAGCAGGAAGAAAUUUGCUCCUUCGCGUGCCUUCCUGUAACAGAAAACGUGACCGUUGCAGUAGGGGUCGGAGGUCAGAGCGAGCGUCUCGCGGGCCGUAGGAGGAAGAUGGCGGUGGAGUCGCGCGUUACCCAGGAGGAAAUUAAGAAGGAGCCGGAGAAACCGAUCGAUCGGGAGAAAACGUGCCCGCUGCUGCUGCGUGUUUUCACCACCAAUAACGGCCGCCACCACCGAAUGGACGAAUUCUCCCGCGGAAACGUACCGUCCAGCGAACUGCAGAUCUACACUUGGAUGGAUGCAACUUUGAAAGAACUGACUAGUUUAGUAAAAGAAGUCUACCCAGAAGCUAGAAAGAAGGGCACACACUUCAAUUUUGCAAUUGUUUUUACAGAUCCUAAAAGGCCUGGCUAUCGAGUAAAGGAGAUUGGCAGCACCAUGUCUGGGAGGAAGGGGACUGAUGACUCCAUGACCCUGCAGUCGCAGAAGUUCCAAAUAGGAGACUAUCUGGACAUAGCAAUCACCCCUCCAAAUCGGGCACCGCCUCCUUCAGGGCGCAUGAGACCAUAUUAAAUUUUAUUUACUAUUCCUUGAAUUAUUUUUCGUUCAGUUGUGUAAAAUAAACUUUUUCCUCCCCUCGUCA